ACACUCACAUGCAUAUAAUACCCACCUACACAUCUCUAUUAUUCACUACACCUCUUUCAUUUUGUUUCAUUUAGCAUCUACACAAAUUGAGAAGCAGAGUCAGAGAGAUAUGGGUGCUUGUUAUUCUUGCAACACAUCCUCUAUAUUAAAAAAUAAUAUCAGAGUCAUUCAUCUGAAUGGUUUUGUAGAAGAUUUUGAUCAACCAAUUUCAGCAAGCCAAGUUAUUGGAAAUCCACCAAACUACUUUGUCUGUACCUCAAUUCAGCUUCUUUCUUCAUCCUACAAUCCAUUGAAAGGAGAUAGUCAACUCCAACCUGGUCAACUAUAUUUCAUGCUACCAUACUCAAUACUUGAAGAUGGUUUUUCACCUGUUGAUUUAGCUUGCUUAGCUAAGAGACUCACUGCAAAAUCCAAAACCAAGCAGCCAUGUGAUUACAAAAAGUUUCCAACAGCAAUUCCUUCACUGAACCAAACAAUCCCUUGGAGUUCUUCUUCAAGGAGUCCUUGUAGAGUUGGUGCGCAAGAGAAAAUUGGUAUGAACAUGAUGAGUGGUGGAAGAAGCCCUUGUAGAAUGCAAUCUUGGAAACCUAUCUUGGAUACUAUUACAGAGAAGCCAUUCAACAGAAGAAGUGAAUCAGAUUUGCAAGAAAAAAAUAUUAUUUUUUAGUAGACAUGUAUGUGUGUAGUAUUUGAUUAUAAGAAUAUAUUUUAGAAUUGCUUUUGUAUCUGAUUUUCAUAAAACUGUAUAUAUUUUUUUUAUA
Medicago truncatula (barrel medic) is the source of this 761-nucleotide messenger RNA. RefSeq lists its product as uncharacterized. The coding region runs from base 110 to 667 and encodes 185 amino acids. Lineage: Eukaryota; Viridiplantae; Streptophyta; Magnoliopsida; Fabales; Fabaceae. The record is from RefSeq and is a predicted model, not a curated record. The transcript has a single exon.